AUAUGAAUCACAUUUUGUUAAUUAAUUUUGUUUCCCAUUUUUGUGGUAACACCACUUAAUUAUGUAAUCACUUAUUUUUUCUCUAUUUUCUGACACUCAAAUGAGUUUUCGCCUCCAACUCCAAUCUAUCAUCAUCACCACCAAAUUUCUCCCACGUCACUUUUCCCGUUACACUUCUUCAACAUCAACAAAAACAAGGGUUUCAUUUUCUACAUUUUGUUGUGGGAGGAAAUAUUUGGAAAUGGAAGAUGUUAAAUUGGAUUCAGAAUUGACGACGGUGGGCGAUCCCAUUUUGCUUCACAACAAAAUUGCUGCAAUUCGUUUGGCUGGUCCCAAAAAGCUUCAGGUGAUUGCUGAUUUUGAUGCCACAUUAACGAAGUUUUGGGUUAAUGGAACUCGUGGCCAAAGCAGCCAUGGCCUUUUGCAGCAGGACAAUCCAGAGUAUGAUGCCAAAAGGCAGGAGUUAUAUGAUCAUUACCAUCCAUUAGAAUUUUCUCCUACUCUUGAACUUGAAGAGAAAAGAAAACUCAUGGAAGAGUGGUGGGGAAAAACGCAUGCUCUUCUUAUUGAGGGAGGACUAUCAUAUGAUGCAAUAAAACAAUCAGUUGCUAAUGCUAACAUAGCUUUUAGGGAAGGUGUUGCCGAACUUUUUGAGUUUUUGGAGGAAAGAGACAUUCCUGUAUUAAUAUUCUCGGCAGGGCUUGCUGAUAUCAUUGAAGAGGUUCUAAGACAGAAGCUUCACAGAUCCUUCAAAAAUGUGAAGAUAGUAUCCAACAGGAUGGUAUUUAAUGAUGAUGGCCAACUUGUAUCUUUUAAAGGAAAAUUGAUUCACAGCUUAAAUAAAAAUGAGCAUGCUCUUGAUAUGGCUGCACCUAUUCACGAACAAUUUGGUGAUACUGAUGUUCCAACUAAUGACAAUGACUUACUUAAGAAGAGAACCAAUGUUCUCCUUCUUGGUGAUCACACCGGAGACUUGGGAAUGUCUGAUGGUUUGAAUUAUGAUACUCGAAUUUCUGUCGGAUUUUUGAACCACAACGUUGAGGACUCGCUUAGCUGCUACCGAGAAGCAUUUGAUGUUGUUUUAGUGAAUGACGCGCCCAUGUGGGAAGUUAUCAAACUGGUCUCUCAUAUGUGUUCGAGUGAGACAUAAUCAUUUGGAGCAAUCAUAUACUCUUAGCAGUAUCAACCUUUUUGUCUUACACAUCCCAAGGUUCCUAUUCAUUUCUCCUUAUGAAGAAUGCUAACAAGUAACAAAUAAUUCAUUUAAUGUUAUACUAGGACAUAGUUUAUCUACUUCUAUGUAUGUUUACAAUGAAGCUAUAAUAAUAUCUGUACUGCACA
Messenger RNA from Trifolium pratense (red clover), 1341 nucleotides. Its product is annotated as 7-methylguanosine phosphate-specific 5'-nucleotidase. The transcript has 10 exons. Gene Ontology annotation, molecular function: 5'-nucleotidase activity; magnesium ion binding. Lineage: Eukaryota; Viridiplantae; Streptophyta; Magnoliopsida; Fabales; Fabaceae. Gene Ontology annotation, cellular component: cytoplasm. The record is from RefSeq and is a predicted model, not a curated record. The coding region runs from base 101 to 1150 and encodes 349 amino acids.